This is a messenger RNA of Drosophila serrata, 1607 nucleotides long. It is a transcript of the gene TfIIEalpha, whose product is annotated as transcription factor IIEalpha. Gene Ontology annotation, biological process: transcription initiation at RNA polymerase II promoter. NCBI's taxonomy places the organism in Eukaryota, Metazoa, Arthropoda, Insecta, Diptera, Drosophilidae. Gene Ontology annotation, cellular component: transcription factor TFIIE complex. The record is from RefSeq and is a predicted model, not a curated record.
ACCAACAUAAACACAUUCGAGGUGGCGGCGCAAAUUUUUUACUUAAGAAAAACCAGAAUAAUUUAAAGAUAUAAGGAGUUGCGAACUGCCCGAAAGACCCAUGAAGAUCCCCAGAUCCGCUGCCCACUGUAGAUAACCGAAAAGAGCGCUUCCGCUUCCGGAGACGUGAUCAGGAUCAGGAUGUCGUCGACAUCGGCGGCUGCCUCAACAGCCCCCGCGCCAGCCAAAACGGAGGUGCGCUAUGUCACCGAAGUGCCCAGCAGCCUUAAGCAAUUGGCCCGCCUCGUGGUCCGCGGCUUCUACUCCCUGGAGGAUGCCCUUAUAAUCGACAUGCUGGUGCGGAAUCCCUGUAUGAAAGAGGAUGACAUAGGCGAAUUGCUGCGAUUCGAAAAGAAGCAACUGAGAGCAAGGAUCACCACUCUGCGCACCGAUAAGUUCAUCCAGAUCCGGCUCAAAAUGGAGACUGGACCGGACGGCAAGGCCCAGAAGGUUAACUACUACUUCAUCAACUACAAGACCUUUGUCAACGUGGUCAAGUACAAGCUGGAUCUAAUGCGAAAGCGAAUGGAGACCGAGGAACGGGACGCCACCAGUCGCGCCAGCUUCAAGUGUUCAAUUUGCUCGAAGACGUUCACGGACCUCGAGGCCGAUCAGCUUUUCGACAUGGCCACGCAAGAGUUCCGGUGUACGUACUGCGGCAGCUCUGUGGAGGAGGACAGCGCCGCCAUGCCGAAGAAGGACUCGCGCCUGCUGUUAGCCCACUUCAACGAGCAGCUGCAACCACUCUACGAUCUCCUGCGUGAGGUGGAAGGUAUCAAGCUGGCACCAGAAGUCCUAGAGCCGGAGCCUGUAGACAUAGACACCAUUCGAGGACUGAACAAACCCAAUCCCACGCGACCCGACGGCAUGGCGUGGUCGGGCGAGGCGACCCGAAACCAAGGCUUCGCCGUGGAGGAGACCCGCGUGGACGUGACCAUUGGUGGCGACGACACAUCUGACUCUGUUGUAGAGCGGAAAUCACGGCCGAUCUGGAUGACGGAGAGCACUGUGAUAACCGACACGGAUACAGCCGAUGGCUUGACAGAAGCAGGUCUAGGGGCAAGCGGAUCCGGGCAUCGAAACCGGAAGGAGAACGAGGAUAUCAUGUCCGUACUGCUGCAGCACGAGAAGCAGCCCGGCCAGAAGGAGACGCACAUGAAAGGGAUGCGAAUGGGCUCCUCCAACGCCAACUCGAGCGAUUCCAGCGACGAUGAGAAGGAUAUCGACAAUGCCAAGAUUCCUGAUGUCGACUUUGACGAGUACAUUAACUCGGACUCCGGGGAGGAGGAGGACGAUGUGCCCACUGUCCUGGUGGCAGGGCGACCGCAUCCGCUUGACCAACUGGACGACAAGCUGAUAGCGCAGAUGACGCCUCAGGAAAAGGAGAACUACAUACAUGUCUACCAGCAGCACUAUAGUCACAUCUAUGAUUGAUCCUGCAAUUAACAACAUCUCUUACCACGCGUUCCCCAUGUUCUGUCCCCCAACGCCCAACGCAUAGAGUCAUUCUAAUUAUAAGUUUAAAGUUGUACAAAAGAAAAGCGUAUACAAAAGAGUGCAUAAUGAAA